GGGAAAAACCAAAACUUUUGAGUCAAAUAUGUAAAUAAGUUCUAAAUACUGACGUUAUAUUAAUUUACCGAACGAGCUUAAACCCAACAAGCCCCUAAAAGAAGAGGGGCCAAAAAAAAAAAAAUGAGACAAUGGAGAAGCAUAGCAAAAGAAGCCAUGGAUCGAGCUUCCAUUAUCGUUAAAUUCCUUUGCUUGCUACACGUCACCGACGCCUACGUAGUAUCAUCCAACCAUGUUCUGGGUCCUAGUAUGCUCCCAACGUUAAACAUAACCGGCGACGUCGUACUUGUGGAACACUUGUCUCAUCGGAUAGGCAAACUGGGUUCGGGUGAUUUGGUCUUGGUUCGGUCGCCGCUCGACCCUAAUAAGACCCUAACUAAGCGCAUUGUAGCCAUGGAAGGUGAUAGAGUUACUUUCUCGUUAGACCCCACUCGGAGCUUCAGCUCCCGUUCUCUUGUGGUUCCAAAGGGGCAUGUUUGGAUUCAAGGGGAUAACUUGUAUGUUUCACGUGAUUCACGGCAUUUUGGUCCUCUUCCUUAUGGGCUUAUUGAAGGGAAAGUGUUUAUGAGGGUAUGGCCACCUAACAGCUUUGGUUUAUUGGGUUAAUGAGAGAAUACAUUCAAGGUAUAUAGUUCGCUGUUAGUGCUUUUAAGACUUGUGAUAAUGUUCGAGAAUGGUCUUUUCUGGUGCUAGUUUUAAAUGAUGUACAAUUGUUUUUUUUUUUUUUUUAAUUCUUAACCCUUCCCCUAUUCCCAACUGUGGUUUGUUUUGUACCAAAGAAUAAAUAUCGUACUGUGGUUUUCUUCCUUAGCUAGGGGAACUGCAUAGUAUUGAUGCAAAGUUUUUCCCCAUUUUCAGUAGAAGUGUUGAAAGCCAGUUCACUUAUGUUUUCGGAAACUCAAGAAAAAAAGUAUCUUCUGCCUCUCUCUAAAACUCAAGAAAACCCUAUGCCUUUGGCUUGUGCGACUGGCUCUCCUCAGCCGACCAUCCUCAACCUUAAUCUUUUUUGUUCCGGUUACUUUUUCCAUUUCCCCUCCCCCCUGCUUUCCUGCAUGUUUGGCCUUGGUUAGACUUUUGCCAGCAGUCUUGGCUGAUUCUGCUUGAUGGGGACAUUUUUCUACCUUCCACUUGUGGGAGUGGUUUUUAUUCUCUUGCCAAAUGCGCACGAAGGGAGAGAUCAUCUUCCCUCUGAUGUUUGAUGCCACUGUGGUUAUACUCAGGGGCCGAAGGUUGCUGCUAGGUUAGUUGGUUUCCGAUGGUUAGGCCUCCAGGUUUGUCUUUCUGCGCGUUGGGCUGUGGUUGCUGGAGGCUGUGGUCUUGGUUUUCUUUGCCUUUUGAUUUUCUGCUUUGUGGUUGCAUUGCCCUGCCCUGGUUUUGUUGCAAGUUUUCGGCUCCUGUCUAGCGAGAGCAGAGGGCUACAGAAAAACGGGAAUCAAUGCAGCAGGGCCUUUGCCCUCAUAGCUGGUGCCCUUGCUCCGGGCUUGAUUCCUCUCCUGUUCUCGCAUUUGAAGGGAUGGUGGCAGCCUUGCUUGUUUACAUAGAGCUGCCUGGGGCUCUGCUUUGGCAUGGGUCUGUUUGCUGCUCUUGUUGGGUGGCUUUAUUGGGGCUGUAGUGCCUGUAUCACUUUUUAAUCUUAAUGAAGUUACCCUUCUGUUCCAAAAGAAAAGAAAAAGACAAUUGAAAGCCAAAAUUUGGCUACUUCCAACU
This is a messenger RNA of Gossypium arboreum, 1707 nucleotides long. RefSeq lists its product as uncharacterized. Gene Ontology annotation, molecular function: serine-type endopeptidase activity. Gene Ontology annotation, cellular component: membrane; mitochondrial inner membrane peptidase complex. The coding region runs from base 124 to 606 and encodes 160 amino acids. NCBI's taxonomy places the organism in Eukaryota, Viridiplantae, Streptophyta, Magnoliopsida, Malvales, Malvaceae. The record is from RefSeq and is a predicted model, not a curated record. The transcript has 4 exons.